Plasmodium cynomolgi strain B is the source of this 1746-nucleotide messenger RNA. RefSeq lists its product as hypothetical. The transcript is spliced from 2 exons. The record is from RefSeq and is a predicted model, not a curated record. Bases 1 to 1746 code for a protein of 581 amino acids. NCBI's taxonomy places the organism in Eukaryota, Apicomplexa, Aconoidasida, Haemosporida, Plasmodiidae.
AUGCAGGAGGAACAGAAACACAUCGUAGAGGUGAACGCCAUCAAGGGCUACUACAAAAAGACAUUCACCAACGAGCUGCUGCUUUCACUGCAAAAGGAAAUAAACAUAGAAGACCUGCUGUACUCAUACAACUACUAUUCCAAUUUUCUGACGGAGGAUGACAAAUUUGACAAUGAAGAGGUAGGGAGUGAAUACCUUAAGAGUGAAGACGAACUGGAGGAGUUACCACCCAGCGGUGGGGACAAGAAAUAUAAAGUAAGGAAAGGAGAUUCGGAUGAGGAUAUGAUCAAUUACUUCGACCCAACUGUAAGUGAAGAAUUGUAUGAAGAAAAAAUCGAACAAACAUUCGAAUAUUUGGAUAAUUUUUUAAAAGCAUUUUAUGUUCCAAAUGAUAUGAACGAUUCAGGCGAAAUGGAAAUAAUAAAUGAUGUAGUAAAAAAUUUAGUAAUAGAAAAAAUAAAUGAUGAUGAAUAUAAAAUCUUGGACAUGCAAUGUGAAAAAUCUCAGAUAUAUGAAAUUACGUUAAUAAUCAUUGCGUACAUUAUUAGGAAUAUUUUCAGCUUAAAGUGUGCAAAUAUAAACAGCCAACAAAUUUGCAACAUUUUUCAAACGAAGAAGAAGAAAAAAAAUAUGACACAGGAGAAUGCUGAACAAGACGGGGGUACGUCUGACCAGGGGGAAAAGGAAGAAACGCACACAGGAGGUGAUGUACCGCCCGCUACGACCGACACAGAUGAUGCCGAUGUCAAUUUGGAAAACUUCACCUACGAUAGCGAGUACGAAGAAGAGGAAUGCACUUAUGAUGACAUAUCCUUUGUAAGUAAAAAUUUAGUAGAGGAAGAAAUGAAAAAGCAUAAUGUACAGUUAAGUCAAAUUUGCAAAAUGAUAAAAAUUAAUGUAUACAAAUAUUUAUAUAUGAUAUACAAGAAGGACGAUUUACUGCUGAAAAUAAAUGUGCUGGAAAUUUUCUCGAAAUUUGUGCAAAACGAAUACUACAGUAAUAGCACUGUGGAAAAUUGCUAUUUUUUGCACACCGUCUUGAAGGAUCUGCACAAAUCCGACGACGAAGUUCUUCCCCUGAGUAUUCUCAACUCGCUCAUUUGUUACUCCAAAAUAAAUUCAGCUCUUCUUCAUUUUAUAAUCAGCACACAUGACAAUAUUCUCAUGAAGACGAUCAUUUCCUAUCUAACGAACGAUUCCACACAUGGUAGUAGUUCCAACGUGGAAAAGUUAAUUGUUGGCAUAAAAUCCUUUGGCUACUUUUUUUCACUGAAGGAGUCUAGUCAAGCUCUUUUAAGUCUGAACUCGAAUGCACACCUUAUCGUAAUUAAUAACAUAAACACACAUUCGCACACCAAUGUUUUAAAGCACGCAAUAAACAUAUGGGUAAAAAUAUUACCAGCCGAAUGCAUGGGUGCUGAAUGGAACAAACAACUCGUUCACGAUGUGCUUUUCCAAAAGGUUAUCACAAUAUUAAAAGAAAUCGAUGACACAGAGGUUCAGAUAAAUGCGUAUCAAGUGCUGCGGUUUAUGGUCCCCUACAGUAUUGCAGAUUUUAUCAUACAAGAACAGUGGCUCAUUAGGACUCUCAAAAGCAGCUUUGGAAACAACAGCUACGAGCUGAAGAUGAAUAGAUACAAUUUUUUUAAAGAACUCUACGAACUUAACAAAAUUACCAUAACGAAUGAUGCCUUUGCGGAUAACCUCAUCAGCAAUUUCUUGGAGAAGGUGCCCAAGAGGUAUUAG